UUGCAUUUUAUAAUUAAGUGAUUAUUUAAAUAAAGAAGCACGAUACACCAACCUCCGUCACCAAACCAAACACAAUGCAGUUUGCGACGGUGGAAACUAUGAAUCUUCAAUUAAAAUAGUUCCUUCAACACCCAAAUCGCAUUUCAUUCCUUUCUUAACUUCCUCACACAUUCCAACCAAAACGUCAAAAACUCAAAACAAAAACAAAAACAAAAACAAUGUCCCACUUGAUCAAACAAAACAAACCCUCAGAUUUGUUCUUCCCAGGUGGUCUUUUCCUUGACGCUACCACCCUUCCCACAUCCUUCAUUACAUCAAUUCCAUCUUCUUCUUCUUCAUCCAAUUCAUCCACAGUUUCAUGUUUUUCUUGGUGUAUCAGAAAAAGGGUCGGUUACGAGAUUCUCAGGGUAGAAGGUGCCAUUAAUGGUGGCAAUUGCGUUUUCUCGUCCUUGAGUCUGUCCAUAAACGGAACCGACGCAGAUAAUAGCCAUAGAUACACUCGAGAAUCCAAUGGAGUUUCGGAGCAACACGAGAAAAAAGUGGAAGAAGGUGUGUAUCAAGAGAACGAGAAGGAGAAGGAGAGUAUUCGGGUUAACGGAUCCGGUGCUGUUAACAUGACCAAACAUCUCUGGGCUGGUGCUUUUUCCGCCAUGGUCUCAAGGACUUUUGUUGCACCACUUGAGAGACUUAAGCUCGAAUACAUUGUUCGCGGGGAACAGAAGAGUCUUGUUGAGCUCAUUCAGACAAUUGCAGUUUCUCAAGGGCUGAAAGGUUUUUGGAAAGGAAAUUUUGUGAAUAUUCUUCGGACGGCGCCUUUUAAGGCUAUAAACUUUUAUGCGUAUGAUACAUAUAAAACUAAACUGGUGAGAAUGUUGGGGAAUGAAGAAUCCACAAAUUUUGAGAGGUUUGUUGCUGGUGCUGCUGCAGGGAUUACGGCUACCUUGCUCUGCUUGCCCAUGGACACUAUCAGGACGGUUAUGGUAGCACCUGGUGGUGAAGCAUUGGGAGGUGUAAUUGGUGUCUUCCGUCAUAUGAUCAAAACGGAGGGCUUCUUUUCUCUUUACAAAGGUUUAGUACCCUCCAUUAUCAGCAUGGCACCUUCAGGGGCUGUCUACUAUGGUGUUUACGAUAUUUUAAAGUCAGCAUAUCUGCAUUCGCCCGAGGGAAUGAAAAGAAUCCAAUAUAUGAAAGAAGAGGCUCAGGAUUUGAAUGCUUUGGAACAACUGGAAUUGGGCACCGUUAGAACUUUAUUAUAUGGUGCUAUUGCUGGUUGUUGUUCUGAAGCUGCUACAUAUCCCUUUGAAGUUGUAAGGAGACAGCUUCAAUUGCAAGUUCAGGCAACCCGGUUGAACGCGCUGGCGACUUGUGUCAAGAUUGUUGAGCAAGGAGGUGUUCCUGCUCUCUAUGCAGGAUUAACUCCCAGCUUAUUGCAGGUGUUACCAUCUGCUGCUAUUAGUUACUUUGUAUACGAGUUCAUGAAGAUAGUUCUCAAAGUAGAAUCAACUUAGAUAGAUUAUCAUACAAGCAAUUCAAACAUCAGAUAUAGUUUGAUCAUUGAAGGUGAGUUUUCUCCACAAAUGUGUCGACAUAAUGGACCCGAGAGAUUUGGCUGAUUAUUCACACAUUUUAUCAGUUUGACAUACUCAAUGUGAAGGUCCGUUGGAUUAUGCAGCUGGCAAUCCUUUAAUGAAUAGGAGACUCCAUGAAAAGAUCAUGAAACUUUGCUCUUUUUUUAUAGACAAAUGUUAAUGAUUAGUUUAUUAGGAUAGAAAAAUCUGUUAGUAGUAGAAAUUGAACUCUGCACCUUCUUCACAAUACUCCUUGAGUGUCUCAUUCAUACCUUUAGGCCACAUCUUGAAGUCUUUUUGGUUUUUUUUUUAUGUUGAUAGCUUUGGAUGUUUGGCUGAUAUGAGUUUACAAAUUACAAUUCAUGGUAUGAAUAUGACUAAUACCUCAAUGAUAUACUUUUUAUUCAACCACAA
This is a messenger RNA of Lathyrus oleraceus (garden pea), 1982 nucleotides long. Its product is annotated as probable mitochondrial adenine nucleotide transporter BTL3. The record is from RefSeq and is a predicted model, not a curated record. Gene Ontology annotation, biological process: transmembrane transport. The transcript is spliced from 4 exons. Lineage: Eukaryota; Viridiplantae; Streptophyta; Magnoliopsida; Fabales; Fabaceae. Bases 219 to 1508 code for a protein of 429 amino acids.